UGUGGUAUAACACCAGUGAAUACCAAUACAUCUAUAAAAGAUGUGGAUACUUGGAACAAAUCAGACAUAGUAAGGUGGUGUUAUCAAAAUAUCGAUAGUAAGAAAACUGAAUAUGAUGUAACAGAUGAUGAAACUUAUUUCAAAACAAUUUUAAGAAAAGUCUGGAAAAAGCAAGAAAUUACUAGUGAAAAGGUUGCCUACACAUGUGCAGUGUGUAUUUGUGUUUUAGAUGAACACCAUGAUGGUGUAAAAGUGGAUGAUAAAUUUAUCAGAAAAAAAAUGGAUGAAAUAUUGUGUCCUGAUGAAAAUGAUUUUGAUAUUGAGGAAGAACUGCAAAGUCCAAAU
Entrophospora candida is the source of this 345-nucleotide messenger RNA. NCBI's taxonomy places the organism in Eukaryota, Fungi, Glomeromycota, Glomeromycetes, Entrophosporales, Entrophosporaceae. The record is from the annotation of a GenBank genome assembly.